Molecule: messenger RNA, 1950 nt
Organism: Cadophora gregata
Lineage: Eukaryota; Fungi; Ascomycota; Leotiomycetes; Helotiales; Ploettnerulaceae
Exons: 1
Coding region: 1-1950 (649 amino acids)
Source: RefSeq, a predicted model, not a curated record
AUGACCUUCUUGUCCAUAUCAACUCACAAACUCACAGACUCAGUCUUAAUACGCCUAACUUUUUAUCUUACCAAGACGGGAGUAGAUCUUUUACAAACAAUGCAAUACGAACCUCUCGAUUUCCAGGCCUUUGAGUUCCGCCUUCUUCGCAUCUUGCCGGCUUCCAGCGAUGUUGGUUCUGAGAGAACUCUUUUGCGGUGCAGCAUAUUUCACAGCAAUUUGAUAGAGCCACCUGAGUUCCGCGCGCUAUCUUAUUGUUGGGGUGACCCCAACAUCACCAAAGCUAUUGAGCUCGAUGGGCAGCCAUUUCACGUCACUACAAACCUCUAUUCAGCGUUGAGAGAACUGCGUGCACAAGGCUACGACGUCAUAUGGGCAGAUGCAGUAUGUAUCAAUCAAAACGACAUUUUUGAACGGGGGCUACAGGUCAUGAGAAUGGGCCUGAUCUAUUCUAAAUGUGCAGAAGUAUUAGCCUGGUUGGGUGACUGGGAGCAUGAUCAAAGCCCAAAUCCGCUUGCACAAGUCGCUCGAUUCAAGCCUCUUGGUCUGGCCAGCCAUGUAAGAGGCGACCCAAACCUUUCCAAUGUUUCAACGGAUUGCGAAGACCAGUCUUCAAAUGCUCCAGAAUUCGGCUCCUCAGACAGGCGUUCGUCUGAUCGAGAACACGAUCCAUAUGCAGCUGAAGACGAAUUCUUUCGCACCUAUUUUGAUCGCGAUGCAACUGUGCGUGCGCGACCUGAUUGUAAACCUUGGAUUACGACAAGACAGGAGAUCUUAGAAGGCAUACCAGCGGUACUCAGAGCCAAGGAGCACCCGGAAUCGACAGCACGAAAGCUAGACCGCCUCGAACGGCGCUCAAAAGAUUUACAGACCAUGCUGAGAAAGGCGAGGGAAAUAAUGGACGAGCGUGACCUUGAGCCGCAAGACAAGUCUUCUGCCUUUCGAAGUGUCAAGGGGCUUGAAAAUGGCCAGCCUACCAUGUCAGGGGUGAUCCAGGGCCAUGAUCGCAUGUACACGCCAAAAGAGACGGCUCAAGCAACAGAAAACGACCUUUUGCGAGAUAUUCCCGAUAAUGAUAACGAAGCCACUCAAUAUAGGAAGUAUGCUGGCUCUAGGACGCUCAUGUCUUCCCUUGGUCGACUAUUUAAGAAAUCUCGUGGAGCUUCAGUCAAAUCGAAACCUCAUGCAGUUCAUGUUGUACAACCUGACGUACCUUCAGACUCUCUAUCUUCUACCCACUCUUCUGCAUCGGAUUGGGACCCCUCCAUCCAAACAGGACACAUAGUCACCAUGUCAAAAGGGAGUCCGAAAUAUUCUCGCGAGCCGCCUGCUUCACGGCGUUCAAAGCCUUUUCUGGCCCAAGAUACCAAGCAGAGAAUAGCUCAUGAACCUCCCGAAGAGUUUCUUCUCCAAGAUUUGAGAGUUUCUAAUAAGAUUGUAAAAGAAGAGCUCCACAGACCCCUGAAGCUUCCUGGAGUGAUGGCUGUAGGUGGCGAAUCCGUAGCAGGCUCGACAUUUAUGGAAAAUGCACUUCGCCUUCCACAAUUAUCUAAAACGGACGAAGAAUGGCCGCCUGGGAUCUUCAGAGGUCGUAAUAAGGAGUCAGUAAGCAUAGAAUCUGACCACAUGUACCCUACGCAAGAAGCGUCAGCCAACAACGUAUCAACAUCUUUCGUAGGACCAAGCUCUUUACCCAUUACGACUAAGGACAAGGGAGAGCAACCAGAGCUUGAAAGUGAUCCGCGUCCUAAAACUAUGGACUUGCAUUUCAAACAGCUGCUAGAUUUCCCCUUUUGGAAACGCGUCUGGAUCAUACAGGAGCUAUCUAAAGCCCCACAAGUACAGUUGAUGCUAGGUUCCAUCCAAAGUACAUGGAUACAACUGAUGCUUUUUUUUUUGAUCAUCAUCGCCUACAGUUUAGCAAAACAGAUUUCGCGGCGACUGAUAUGA